AAGGCGGCUUUGGGCUCAGUCACAGCUCUAGCCACUCCCACACGGCGGCUGUGGGCUCAGUCACUGCUGUAGUCGCCCCCUGGCGGGAAUGAAAAGUCGGUGUAACGCAGUUGCAGUAGCUCACUUUGAUAUCUGUUUUACCUCAGCUCGCACUUUGUACUUCUGUAUGAGAACAAAAAAAAAAGGAAAAAAUAAAAAAAAAAGGCGUAACUUUCACGUUGGUUUUUGGCCAUGCCCUCUGCUAUCUCAGCUCCCAAUUUCCUUAGUAGUCUAAUCAGUCUAGUCUAGUUGUAAUUUGAAAUUUUUAUUGAUUUUUCUAGAUACUACAAGUAAAAAAGAAAAGAGGAGAAGUGAAGGAGAGCAGGAGCUGCUGAAUAUCUGUAUCAGCUUAAAGAAGGAGUUGAUCGGCGACCCUUUUCUCCAGAGGGAUAACCCAAAUCCCCAGCAUGGGCAGUGAGAUUCCAUAGCCAUGGAUGAGAAGGUUUCCUGGCUGCAGAAUCAGUAUGACAAGUACUUAGCCGCCCUAACCAGAUCACAAUUUGACAAGGCUACGUCAGGUCGCAGUUCUACUGAAAUCUACAUCGGCCUGAGUAUUAAGCAGGAGGAGGAUGAGCAGGAAAAUGUCCAACUUCCAGAGGAGGUGGCAUCUCCACGGUCUCCGUCAUCCAUCCUAAAAUAUUUCAUUCAUCUAGCAAAGAAUGUCGAUGAACAGAUUGACCUACGUUUAAUUGAACGGAUGAUCAACGAAGGAGCAGAUAUCAAUGAACCUGACAGAUAUGGGCAAAUAGUAUUACAUCAGGUUGCUAAAAGCUGGCAGGUUGACGCUGCCCGGUUUUUAAUAGAGAGACAGGCCAAUGUGAACAAGGCCGAUGAUUUUGGUGUUACGCCAUUGCAUGUGGCUGCUGCUGUGGAUUACGCAGAUAUGGUGACUUUCCUAAUAGAACAGGGAGCCAAUAUCAACGCACUCACAAAGGGGAAGCAAACGCCAUUACAUUACGCAGCAAAACACGACGCAGUCAAUACAGUGAAGGUCCUUAUUAGGUACAAUGCAGAGGCUUAUACUCGGGACCACAAGCAAAGGACCCCCCUGCAACUGGCCGCUGAACUAGAUCGCAGUGAGGCUGCUCGGCUGCUGAUAAACCUUAAAAGUGAUGCGGGUGUUCAGGACAAUACAGGGCAGUCUUGUAUGACCCUUUUGGUGAUGAAUAUGCCACCCGUGGCCCUUCUUGCCCUGGAUCAGUUCUACAUUAAAGAUCGAGCCAACAGAAGGCAGCAUUUCUACCUGAAUUUGGUGCAACCGCGAACCGCAGACUUCCAGGGAUCACAAGCCAAAUCUCCACUGGAAAUGAUUGUUCAGAACCGUCAGCUAGACAUCAUCAUGCACCCUGUUAUCCAGAAACUCAUUGAAGUCAAAUGGAAGUUAUUUGGCAGAAAGUAUGUUGCCUUAAUGCUGACAUUAAACCUCAUUUUGAUCCUGUCUUGGACGGCCCUGGGAAUCGCAUCCUCGCUGCCAAGAACAGAGGAAGUCCCAUACAAGUUUCCAGAAGACUGUUGGAGAAUUGUCCUGAUUAUUAUAGCGCUGGGACUCACUCUCUAUCAGAUCUUAGAAGAAUUUAAGGAGAUUUAUCAAGCCAAGAAAAGAAUGAAACGUUGGAAAGAAUGGCGGAAGAAAGAGCUUGAAAAAGACCUGAAAUAUUGCCAUCCGAUGUGGCCAGAGGAAAAGGAAUACCUGCAGAAAGGAAUAGAAGACCUACAUAAAGUGAAUUCCGGUUACUUCAGAGAUUUCUGGAAUAUAUUUGACUGGAUAGUGUAUUUUCUGCUCCUGGCAGUGUCCGUGACCCAUAUCGCUGACGUCACCAUUCAGAACAAUACCGCCAUACACACGAACCAUGUGCGGAUAUUCGCCGUGACCAUCAUUUUCCUCUGGCUCCGCCUAAUGAAACACGCAAGAGCUAUCCGGCUCCUGGGUCCUUUCAUUGUCAUGCUGGAAAAAAUUAUGGUAGACGUGGUCAAAUUCCUGUUUUUAUAUGGAGAAUUUUAUAUUCCUUAUGCCUGUGCGUUCUGGAUCAUAUUCGGAGGGAAAGUAGCCAACAUGGCGAGUGUUGACCAGAUGCUGUUUGUCAUAUUUCGGAUCACACUAGUCGAUGACUACGGCUUUAGCGACAUGUAUAAUACUGAUGCAGUCAUGGCUUAUAUACUCUGUGGGACCUUCCUGGGCAUUUCCUCCAUCCUGUGCAUUAACUUGCUGAUAGCGCUGCUCGCCGACACGUUUCAGAGGGUGUACGAUAAUGCCACUGCCAACGCGGCAAUGCAGCAGGCAAGCACGUUGCUGCAAAUAGAGGAUGGUCUUGGCAAGAAGCAGAGAUCCAAGUACAAUAAACAUUUCCAGGACGACUGUAGCCCUCUCACGCUUUUCUAUGAUGAUGAUCUCACUGUCAACCAAGAGGACGAACUGAAAAAAGUCACCAUACAGAUCAAGGAAGAGAUAGAUGAACUAAUCGAAAUGGUGAGAAAGAAUAAAGUUAGGCAACAGCUGGCCGACAUGCCAGACAGGAAAGCUCACGUUGGAGAGCCAAAGCCAAGUCCAAAGAAGACCAACCACAAAACUGUUGCAAGGACAGAGGCUCAGCAGCUGAAGAUACUCACAAUGUUACCGAUGCUAAUUGCGAGUCAGGAGGAACAGCGAGAGACCCUGAUACAGAUCACUAACAAGCUACUGGCUCUUGAGAAAUUCAUCUUGGAGUCUGACAAAUCCCCAGUUUCAGUGCCUGAGGCGGACUUGGAGAAAAUAUCAGUACAAUCCCUUGAGCACAUCCAAGAAAUGCUUCCCUCUACAAUGAGCAAACAUGGACCUUUGUCUGCAGAUCUCCGGUCUCAUGUGACAGUGGAUAUUAUUGGCCGGACCAGGCAAUUCAAUGCAUGAUGCAACCUGUGCCACGUGCCUGCCAAGUAAUAAAUACGGAUAUAAAUGUGCAGGGUAUACGCCUAAUGGGGAGGAGCCGUCUCACAGUGAAAUCGGGAUUGGAACGUCCCACCUUGGCCUCAGGGUUCUAAAUAGCUACUAUAAAAUAAACAUUUUUUUCUAUAA
This is a messenger RNA of Xenopus tropicalis (tropical clawed frog), 3088 nucleotides long. RefSeq names its product calcium transporter 2 (gene cat2). Gene Ontology annotation, molecular function: monoatomic ion channel activity. The record is from RefSeq and is a predicted model, not a curated record. Gene Ontology annotation, biological process: monoatomic ion transmembrane transport; monoatomic ion transport. Gene Ontology annotation, cellular component: membrane; plasma membrane. NCBI's taxonomy places the organism in Eukaryota, Metazoa, Chordata, Amphibia, Anura, Pipidae. The transcript is spliced from 23 exons. The coding region runs from base 470 to 2923 and encodes 817 amino acids.